UUUUUUUUUUCAUUACUUACUUUGCUUUUGUCCCUUUCCUCAUAUCCCUCUUUAUUGUAUAGUAAAUUAAAGUCUAUUGUAUUGUAUCCCUGUAUAAAUAUACUGUUAAAAAUUAAUUGCAUUAGAGUUAGUACGCUCAAGUUUGCUCAAAUCUCAAUAUAUUCAUAUAAAUAUUUAUUUAUAUUUUGUAAUAGAUAAAAAAAUUUUUUUUUUUUAUAAAAUAUAAUGUUGAAACUAGGUGCAUUAUUCUAUAUUAUUACACUCAGUUUAAUUAUAAUAGUUUGGUAUUCUCUAUCAAGCAAGAAUAAUUCCAUACAUCAAUUAAAGGCUUUGGCUAUUCAUGAUUGGAGUACGAGUCAAUUAGCUUCGUCUCAAGUCCCUUCCUCUUCUUGGCUUGUUUGGACAGGACAAUAUCCCGAGAAAUUUAAGCAAUUACCUAUUACGAACGUAAAAAGAAAACAAAGUGGAUAUUUUUUACAUAUUACCGAUAUGCAUGUUGAUGUCGAUUAUCUUGAAGGAGCUACUGUUCAAUCGGUUUGCCAUGAAUUACCUGAUUUAUCAAUUUCGAAAAAAAAGAAGCCUUCACAAUUAGCUGGAAAAUAUGGUACACCAGGUCAAAGAUGUGACGCACCUAUUUUAUUAGCUGAAGAAACAUUAAAAUGGAUAUCAAAAGAAUGGAAGGACAAGCUUGAUUUUGUCAUUUGGACAGGCGAUAAUGCAAAACACAAUUGGGACAAAAAACAUAAUAAACGUAAAAGACGAGAUGUAUAUGAACUUAAUCAGCGUGUCACAGAAAUGAUGUUGGAGACUUUCUGGAUUCAUGAUAAAAUACCCGUUGUUCCUAGUUUUGGUAAUAAUGAUGUUUACCCUCAUAAUCGAAUAGGCGGUGCAGAUACAGAUGGAGAUUUAUUAAUGUUUUAUGAGCAAUUAUGGCGUGCGUGGAUACCUUUAGAUCAACGGUCCACAUUUCGACAAGGUGGUGGUUAUUUUAUGGUCCAGGUAGCACCUCAUCUUCAUGUCAUCUCUCUCAAUACCAUGUAUUUUUAUACCAAAAAUCGUGCAGUUCAUAAUUGUCUUCAUCCCGACAGUCCUGCUACUGUACAAUUUCGUUGGUUUGAAGAACAAUUAAAAUGGGCUCAGAAACAUGAGAGUGGUAAGGAAAAAAUCUAUGUUAUCGGGCAUGUUCCUCCUUCACCUCGUGAUUACAAAGGCACAUGUAUGGCAGAGUAUCUACGUCUUGCCACAGCCUAUUCAGAUGUUAUUCUCGGUCACUUUUUUGCUCAUCUUAAUAUGGAUCAUUUCUUGUUAUUUGAUAGUAGACAUAAUGAAGAUGAUGAUGAUAAGAGUGCUCAGACAUGUAACAUGACGAUGGUAGAGGGUACUGCAGAUAAGGACGAUGACCAUGAAUUAUUUCAUACAAACCGGGAUAUUGAGUCUUAUCUAACUUGGUUACGUAAAAUGUAUGAGAAGAUUGAACCCUCAGAUGAUAAAACGUCACCUCCAGAUAGUCAUGCCUCACUUGUUGCUAUUCAAGUGGCCCCCUCUGUUUUACCUGUUUAUUAUCCAAGUAUUCGUAUUUAUAAAUAUAAAACGACACCAGAUGAUAAUGAAGGCAACACUACUAUGACUGAAUCAAAGCCUUAUGGAGCCUUACUAAGUUAUUCGCAAUAUUUCGCUAAUCUUACAAAAUGGAACACGGCUUCUGAUGAAGAGAAAAACUUGGAAUAUGAAUUUGAAUAUUCAACUGCAGAGGCAUAUCACAUGAAAGACCUAAGCCCUGAGUCCUUUUUUGAAUUAGCAAAAUCAAUGGUAACAGAUAGUGAAAAAGGUCAUCAACUUUGGUCUAAUUUCCGGAACCACAUGUUAGUCAAGACUCAAACUUUUGAAUAAUAAUAAUAAUAAUAAUAAUACUUGUAAUAAUUAUAAUAUUAAUAAUGAUAAUAAUAAUAAAAUUGUUUACAU
This is a messenger RNA of Cokeromyces recurvatus, 1962 nucleotides long. Its product is annotated as Metallo-dependent phosphatase-like protein. Bases 226 to 1890 code for a protein of 554 amino acids. The transcript is spliced from 3 exons. Gene Ontology annotation, cellular component: fungal-type vacuole. Gene Ontology annotation, molecular function: exopolyphosphatase activity; endopolyphosphatase activity. Gene Ontology annotation, biological process: polyphosphate catabolic process. The record is from RefSeq and is a predicted model, not a curated record. NCBI's taxonomy places the organism in Eukaryota, Fungi, Mucoromycota, Mucoromycetes, Mucorales, Mucoraceae.